AUGGCUAGCGGUGAAUUAGAAGUAUUACGAUGCGAGUCCAGUCUAUGGUCUGGACACUGUUGUGCUCGAUGCCGGGCCGAACUGGGCCGGAUAAUCAAUAGAGGGGCCAAUUGUCGUGCUUGCCGUGAACGAAUAUGUAUGUCUUGCAGGGAAUAUUCAACUGCCACGCAUGCUCCCGAAUGGCUGUGCAUUCGGUGUCACAAAGAAAAAAUCGAAUCGUUGGAGCCGGCGAAAGAAUGGAUCGUUGAUUUUUUGUCACCAGAAACCAUGAAAUUUCCGAAAAACGAAACUAAACUGGGCAGGUCCCUGACGUUCAAAGACUCGUCUCCGUGGUCGGCCGUCAGAGGGUCACCCGAACUGCGAGCCUACAGCAGCAUGCCACGGGGUAGCAUACCGUGGCCACAGCGGAACGGCGCAGGUGGUGGUGGCGGAGCGGCCGCGCUUGUAGGACGGCCUUCGCCGGCCACCGUUGGACGGACGGGGCCGGCCGUGGACGUCAACACCGUCCACCUGGUAGACACUUGUGGCCACGUCAUAGACAUGCAGACGGUCGUCGAGACGACGGCGGGCACGGCCACCGCCGAAGCAUCAUCGCUGCUGCAGACGUCGGGCGACGUCCACCAUCCCUGCGGCGGCAACGAAUCCGAGGACGACCGCCGGAAGCAAGUGGCCACCGCCCUGACCGGAUGUCUGUCCAGAGUACAAGAAGAUCUCAAACACAUCCCGCCCGGUAAGCUGCUUUAG
This is a messenger RNA of Macrosiphum euphorbiae (potato aphid), 744 nucleotides long. Lineage: Eukaryota; Metazoa; Arthropoda; Insecta; Hemiptera; Aphididae. The record is from the annotation of a GenBank genome assembly.